AUGUUUUUCCGACAGAAAGAACUGAACAGCCAGGCCCUGGGGCGAAUCUUGCGCCACACGGCGCAAAGCUUGGGACUUCAGAUCCGGGGUGAUGGCUUCUGCCAGCUGCAGGACAUUUUGGCGCUGGAUGAAUUCACCACCAUGGCUGCGACAGUGGAAGACGUCCAGGUGGCGGUGCAAUGCGACAGUAAGAAACGCCUUGAGAUGAAGAUAGAAGCCGACAAGGUAUUGAUCCGAGCGGUCAACGGACACUCCAUGAAGGCCGUGGAUGACGACAGCCUUUUGAAGCGCUUGAAUGCCGAGGACCCCAAUCUUCCCAAGGUCUGUGUGCAUGGCACUUACAAGCGCCACGUGGCUUCGAUUCAGAGGCCGGGACGACAGAAUGGUCUUCGGGUGGGUGGGCGCAACCACGUGCACUUCGCGCCCUACGAGCCGCACGAUGGGCGCGUGCUCUCCGGGAUGCGCUUCUCGGUGGCGAUCUACAUCGAUUUACCUACGGCCAUUCGGGAGGGCGUGCCCUUCUUCCAGAGUGGCAACGAGGUGAUCCUAUCGCCCGGGAUCAAUGGAACGGUCCCCGCGAAGUACAUCUCGAAGGUUGGACGUUUCAGCACCAGUCUCCUUCGGACAUAA
Molecule: messenger RNA, 630 nt
Organism: Cladocopium goreaui
Lineage: Eukaryota; Dinophyceae; Suessiales; Symbiodiniaceae
Source: the annotation of a GenBank genome assembly